AUGAUUGCUGCCAGCAUUCAGACAGAGUCAGGUUUGAUAAGAACCCAAGAAGCAGAUUACUUCUUGAAACCACUACCUCCACACAUAGCACAAAAGCAUAACUAUUCUGCACCAGAUGGACACCGCUCCCACGUGUUGUACAAGAGAUCUAUAGAAACCCAAGUACCCAACAAUAAUGAGGUAACUGUGAUUGAGAGACAAAGGGAACUGGAAAAUCACAACACAUAUUUUCAAGAAAAUCAGCGCCAUCACACGCAUGGGCGACUGCAAAAACAGCACUUUUGUGGGAGGCGCAAGAAAUAUAUGCCUAAACCUCCAGAAGAAGAUAUUUACAUCUUACCAGAUGAAUAUAAGUAUCCAGUACGAAACAAGCGGUCCCUUCCAAAGGCCCACAGGAAUAAAGAAUUGAAUGUGGAGACUCUAGUGGUAGUUGACAAAAAGAUGAUGCAAAACCAUGGCCAUGAAAACAUUACUACCUACGUCUUGACUAUACUCAAUAUGGUGUCUGCAUUGUUUAAAGAUGGAACAAUAGGAGGUAAUAUAAAUAUUGCAGUUGUUGGUCUGAUACUUCUGGAAGAUGAGCAGCCAGGGCUUGUGAUUAGUCACCAUGCCGACCAUACACUGAGUAGUUUCUGUCAGUGGCAGUCUGGGCUGGUGGGGAAAGAUGGAAGUCGCCAUGACCAUGCUGUUCUACUGACUGGCCUCGAUAUAUGUUCUUGGAAGAAUGAGCCAUGUGACACAUUAGGAUUUGCACCAAUUAGUGGAAUGUGUAGUAAAUAUCGCAGCUGCACUGUUAAUGAAGACACUGGGCUUGGACUAGCUUUUACUAUUGCUCAUGAAUCUGGCCAUAACUUUGGUAUGAUCCAUGAUGGAGAAGGAAACAUGUGCAAAAAGUCUGAAGGUAAUAUCAUGUCACCCACCUUAGCAGGACACAAUGGGGUAUUCUCGUGGUCAGCUUGCAGUCGUCAGUAUCUGUACAAAUUUUUAAGCACUGCUCAAGCCACAUGCCUUGCUGAUCAGCCUACAUCAGUGAAUGAAUACAAAUAUCCUGAAAAGCUGCCAGGAGAGUUGUAUGAUGCCAACACACAGUGCAAAUGGCAGUUUGGGGAGAAGGCCAAGCUGUGUAUGCUGGAUUUCAAAAAGACUAUCAUAAAACUAGAUACAUCAAUGGAUUUUCAGGAACUUGAACUUAAUGGAAUAGAAUCACUCUUAGGUGCCGAUGGUGCCUGUAGAAGUGUGGGGAGGCUUCUCUGA
Messenger RNA from Gavialis gangeticus (Gharial), 1254 nucleotides. RefSeq names its product A disintegrin and metalloproteinase with thrombospondin motifs 16-like. The transcript is spliced from 9 exons. Gene Ontology annotation, biological process: extracellular matrix organization; proteolysis. NCBI's taxonomy places the organism in Eukaryota, Metazoa, Chordata, Crocodylia, Gavialidae. Bases 1 to 1254 code for a protein of 417 amino acids. The record is from RefSeq and is a predicted model, not a curated record. Gene Ontology annotation, molecular function: metalloendopeptidase activity. Gene Ontology annotation, cellular component: extracellular matrix.